Messenger RNA from Sitodiplosis mosellana (orange wheat blossom midge), 3468 nucleotides. RefSeq names its product probable serine/threonine-protein kinase DDB_G0282963. The record is from RefSeq and is a predicted model, not a curated record. Gene Ontology annotation, cellular component: nucleus. Lineage: Eukaryota; Metazoa; Arthropoda; Insecta; Diptera; Cecidomyiidae. Gene Ontology annotation, biological process: regulation of telomere maintenance.
ACCACAGAUCAUUGGAAAGUGGGCCUAGUUACAAUAAAAAAAACUAGGGCAAAUUUUUUGUGUAAAAAUAAAUAUAAGUGGAUUUUUUUCGUCAUUUUGUUCGUAUUUUAAUUUUUUGAUAUCGGUAUAUUAUAACAUUGCCAAGUUAAGACACUGCAUUUUGAUGUGUCAAAAUCAUUUUUGACGUUUACGACAUUGCUGAGAACCUGUCGCUUACAUACGUCGAGAAAUUAUACGAAAAACUGUCUAGCUUGGCUUCAGCAAUAAUAAAUUUAAAUAAAAUAGUCUACGAUUAUUUAAAUGCUGUUUUAAUUUAGUUGGUUUUUACGAAAAGAUUGAUUAAAGAUAAAAAUAGAACUUCGCGAUUCCUAUUCGUUGAACGAAACGAAUAUUCAGAAACCAUUAGUUUAUUCUUAGAGUAUUUGGCAUUUCCACAAAGAGGAAAUGUCCUGGCCAUCAAUAUGGCAAACGCCGAAUCAAACACAAGGAAUGGCUCAACAAGGCGCUGGAUCUGGAUCGUCAUCUAUGAAUUUAGGUGGUAUGUAUCAACUUUCGGCUGAACAGCAAUACGCACUGCAACAACAAAACUGGCAACAAUGGCAACUAUAUCAAACUCAAUUGGCACAAUGGCAAGCUCAGUAUGGAGAACGGUAUCAAGAAAUAAUGACAGCGCAAAAUGCUGUUCCCAAUAUGAUUCCAAAUGCAUUCAAUGCAUAUCAGCUUCACAGUGUUGCACCUCCACCGCCGACGCAACCUCAACCACCUCCACCCCCACCACCGUUGCAACAGACCCAUGGCGAUGCCCCAGUCAGCCAAAAUACUCAAACUAUUUCACAAGUUGCCCCAAAUAUGACACAACAAACACCAACAAGUUCAACUGAUCAAAUUACCAGUGAACAACAACCGCUAUUCAAUGCCAACAACACAAAAACAUCGAUAAACUCAAAUGAAACUCAAGUGCAUCAUAGUCAAAGUGCAAAUUUCGAGAAUACAAAUUAUUCGCAACAGAAUCAAGACGGAUACCGCAGACAUCAACCGUAUCGAAAUAAUCGCUGGAACAAUAAUAAUCGAAACACACGUACGUUUGUAGGAAAUAAUUUCAAUAAUCGAACGCAACCAGAUCGCGAAGACCAAAUGAACAAUGAUGGUCCACAGCAAGAUGAAUAUGUGAAUGAGGAAAAAUCUCAAGAAGAAGUUGCUUUCGACAUACAAUUCCGAAAAUGGGAGGACUCAUUCAUGGAAUGGAAACUAAAUAAUGCAAACCAUCCAGAUCAGAAUCAAUACAAUGAUUUUGUCGUAAAAAUGGAAGGUUGUCGAAAACAGUUGUUGGUUCGACGUGAAACACUGCGACAAAAGCGUUUGAACUCUUUUCGAGAAGCGAGAAUACAGCCAGCUAAUCAGGUUCGUGAAACCGAUGAAAGCCAGAACGAGGCAUUCGAACAGACAACAGAUCAAGAGAGUCACAUCCCAUCAACUCAAACUGCCGAUAACUGUGUUCAAACGCCUGGGUCAGUAUUGUUCCCUUCCAAUAAUGAUGAUGGGGGCGGUGAUAUACCUGGAUUGGACUUGGUGUCUGGAGAAAAAGUCCCAAAAGCAGAUUUAAAUAUUGUAGCACAUGUGAACAACAUUUUGGGCAAUCCUGAAAUUCAGACGCUUUUAUCGAAUAUUCAGAAGCAACAAAACGAAACACAACCAUCUAAAGCUCAUCAUGACUAUAGCAACUUGGAAGAAAAUGAUCGGUCCAGUUUGAAUACGUUGGAUCAACCUUGUGGUAGUAGUGAUAAUCGUUUUGGAAGAUAUCAAAAUAACACAGAUACACAAAAGCAUCAAAUAAUAAAUUCUUUUCACGAUAACAAUCGACAAAGUGAACGAGAUGUGGAUAUGGACAUGUCUCAACCGAACUCCAAUCAAUUCGAAAUAAAUUCAAAGCGUCGGCGAUAUUGGAAUGAAAAUUCAUCCAAUCACUCAAGAAAUGACCAUAUUGAUCGGGAUAGAACCCAUUUGGCACAGAAAUCACCGGUGAGCGAUGCAGAUUUUUACCAAAUCAAGCACAAUUGCAAGCGACCUCGUGAAUCAGACAUAUUUUUUAGUUUGCCGCCACAGAACGACGGUGAAGAAUUUCAUCCAAUACAAGUAAUUGAUUAUCAGAAUCAAACACAAAAACAACCAAAUUUUGGUGAUCAAACAUCACCUGGUGAAAAUAGCUCUUCGAACAAACAGCAUGAUGAUUUUCCCCGAAAAAUCAUUGAAUACGAUCAUAAAUCGAAAGUACAUACAUGGAACUGGUUUUGUCCAGUUAUUCAAAUUGAAUACAACCACCAUUCCAAUACAGGAUUCUCGUUGCAUCAGCAUCCUCCACCGAGAUCCACUGGCAAGAAAGAACAGAUAGAACAGCAUCAUUGGGUUAAAAAGGAACCUAAAGACCAAUACAGACAAUUGCGACAACCGAAAUGGACUCAACAAGGAACCACUGAGCGUCUAGAACGUUUUUCAUACGAACCACCUCAAAGUCAGCAUCAAUAUCAACAUUUUCAAUCACGAUAUGAUUCUCAUAUUAUUCCGUCGUCAAACACACAAACAUCAAACGAGUUGUAUUAUAGACGAAACUUGCGUGAAGAUAAAAUCUGGGUUCGAGCUUCACGUGAUCAGAACGCUCAAUGCGAUAACUCCCCGGGACCGAAGAAGAACGCUCCACAAAAAGUUGACAGCACGCCAUCGAACAGUUCAACGACAUAUCGAAAUGACUCUGCACUCAAUAUACAAACAAACCCAAAAUUGAAUAUAAAGGACUUAUUAUUUCCUCCAGAACGCCGGAAUAGACCGAAAAGGAUUGUGAUCAUAAUGCGUGGUCUUCCCGGUUCUGGCAAAUCUUAUUUAUCUAAGGUUAUCAAGGACAAGGAACAGGAAAUGGGUGGUUCAGCGCGAAUAUUGAGUAUUGACGAUUAUUUUAUGACCGAAACUGAUUCUGAUAGACAAUUAUCAUAUGAAUAUGAAGCUGAUAUGGAACGAACAUACACGCAAUACCUGCUUAAGUCUUUCAAAAAAACGCUGUUGGAUAAUCUUUAUGAAGUAGUUAUUGUUGACUGCAAGAAUACUACAAUAGAAGAUCUUGAUGAUUUUUAUAUGACAGCAAAAUCACAUAUGUUUACACCAUACAUAUGUGAAAUGCCAUUGGAUCUGGAGAAAUGUUUGAAAAACAACAUUCACAACCGUCUUGAAAUUGAUAUUCGCAAAGCAAUGGAAGAAUGGGAAAUGUCACCUGCAUCAUACACAGUUCUAGACUAUGACAACUUAUUCAAUAGCGCGGACGAUACCGAGUCUUUAAGUGAUGUCGAAGACGUUAAGAAUGAAAAUGCUGAUUCUCUUGAUGCGAUAUCAGAUGAGGAUAACAACAGUAAUGUUGCAAUGGAAGAUGUAGAAUCCGACGAUUUUUCGGAUAUGGGACUUGAUGAUGAACCAAUAAACGAG